Molecule: messenger RNA, 4601 nt
Organism: Austrofundulus limnaeus
Lineage: Eukaryota; Metazoa; Chordata; Actinopteri; Cyprinodontiformes; Rivulidae
Gene: wdsub1
Product: WD repeat, sterile alpha motif and U-box domain containing 1
Exons: 12
Coding region: 121-1590 (489 amino acids)
Biological process (GO): protein ubiquitination
Molecular function (GO): protein binding; ubiquitin-protein transferase activity
Source: RefSeq, a predicted model, not a curated record
ACGUCACGAUUCAGGAAGUAAACAUUGUCCAUCGACGACAAAAGAGGCACAGGUGUUUGUUUUAGGUUUAGAUGUUGAUCCUGGUUGUCUGAACCUUAGACGUCAGGUCCGGUUCUACAGAUGGCGUCUCUGGUCUGCACCCUGCAGGACCACCAGGACGAUGUCAACUGGUGCUCCUUCUCAGCCAARCUGUUGGCCACCUGCUCCGGGGACAAAACCGUCCGGGUCUACAGCACCCGGGACUUCUCWGAGCUGCCCUUCUCGCCGCUGACGGGUCACGGCUACAGCGUCCACUGCGUCUGCUUCAGCACCUGUGGGCAGUUCCUGGCCUCCUGCUCCACGGACGCCACCACGGUGGUUUGGUCCACRGUGACGGGCGACAUCGAGGCGGUCCUGGAGCACCCGGGCCGCAGCUCCGUCAGGAUCUGCGCCCUGUCUCCGGACUCUGUGCACCUGGUCUCCGGGGCUUCUGAUGGGACUUUGGCUCUGUGGGACUUCCCCUCCAARCGGCUGCUCAGAACCGGUGGAGUGAGCGACACCACCAUGGUGGCCUGCUCCUUCAGCCCCUGCAGUCAGAUCUUUGCCACCGGGUCCACCUACGGAGACCUUCGUUUGUGGGACCUGGACCUGAACCAGCUGGGAGCCGAGAAGAACGCCCACGACUUGGGGGUCUCCUGCUGCACCUUCGCUCCCAGCAUCCUGAGUGGUCAGAACCGUCAGUUUCAUCCUCUUCUGUGUCCUUCUUAUCAACCCUCAGAAGGUCUGAGUGGGCAAAUCUGUCGUUCGUUCGUUCCCUGGAAGCUGCAGCUCCUGAGCACGCUAACGGGUCAGUCGGCUCCGGUUCUCUGCUGCUCCUUCUCCUCAGAUGGUCGGCUGCUUGUGUCGGGAUCUGUGGAUAAAAGCGUUACGAUCUACGACGCUAAUAACGCAGUUCUGCUUCACACACUGACCCACCACGAGAGGUACGUGACGGCCUGCUGCUUCUCUCCUGUCUCCCCGCUGAUCGCCACGGGGUCGAUGGAUAAAUCUGUGAACAUCUGGAGGCUGGAGGACGGCUGCCGGGGAACCGAACAGAAAGGUGGAAAGUCGCUGCCCGAAGAAUCUGCACAAACAUCGAGUGAAGGACAAGCCUCGGCGAGCCGAUCGAAGCUGCUGGUGGCCGAUUGGUCGGAGGAGGACGUGUCGGAGUGGCUGGUGGAGGAGGGACUCCAGGGACUGGUGGACAGAUUCAAGGCCAACAACAUGGACGGGUCGGAGCUGCUCCGUCUCACCAAGGAGACGCUGGCGUCAGAGCUGGGUAUAGAGUCCGUGGGCCUGCGGGCUAAACUCCUGAGGAAGGUGGAGGAGCUGAAGAACGACUCAGUCUGUUCGGGGAUCCCCGACGAGUUUCUGUGUCCCAUCACCAGAGAGCUGAUGAAGGAGCCGGUUAUUGCUGCAGAUGGUUAUUCCUACGAACGAGAGGCCAUCCAGAUCUGGAUCAACACGAAGAACCGCUCCAGCCCUAUGACCAACCUGCCCUUACUGACCACACUGCUGACCCCCAACCACACCCUGAAGAUGGCCAUUAGUCGCUGGAAAACCAGCCACUAGCGUCCAAACCACCUUUGACCUGCUGAAAAUCUAACUGAAACGGGAAGUUUCAGGUGCAGGUACCUUCUCAGGCAGGUUCUUCAGUUAUACCGCAGUAAAUUAUUAAUUAGGAAACACUUUUUAUCUUGUUUUACAUAUCGACACUAAUAACAUCACACAGAGUUCAUCAGGAGCUGCAGACUGAUCAUUUCAAUUCUUACUUUCAACACUGGUGGUGGUGGGCACAGCUAGCCAAAAAUUAGCUUCACGAACCACUCAUCUGCUAAACAAGAAUCUUAACUAAACUGCUAAACAGAUUACAAAAUUAGUGGAAGCUAACGCUAACUGCUAAACAGAAUACAAAAAUCAGUGGAAGCUAACCGCUUAAACAGAUUACAAAAAUCGAUAGACACUAACCGCUAAAUAGAAUGCAAAAAUUGAUAGAGGCUAAGCUAACCGCUAAACAGAAUACAAAAAUCGAUAGAAGCUAACGCUAACCGCUAAGCAGAAUACAAAAAUUGGUGGAAGCUAACACUAACCGCUAAAUAGAAUUCAAAAAUUGAUAGAGGCUAAGCUAACCGCUAAACAGAAUACAAAAAUCGGUGGAAGCUAACGCUAACCACUAAAACAGAUUACAAAAUAAGUGGAAGCUAAUGCUAACCGCUUAAACAGAUUACAAAAAUCGAUAGAAGCUAACACUAACCGCUAAAUAGAAUACAAAAAUUGAUAGAAGCUAAAGCUAACCGCUAAACAGAAUACAAAAAUUGAUAGAAGCUAAAGCUAACCACUAAACAGAAUACAAAAAUCGAUAGAAGCUAACGCUAACCGCUAAGCAGAAUACAAAAAUUGGUGGAAGCUAACACUAACCGCUAAAUAGAAUACAAAAAUUGAUAGAAGCUAAAGCUAAACGCUAAACAGAAUACAAAAAUCGGUGGAAGCUAACGCUAACCGUUUAAACAGAUUACAAAAAUUGAUAGAAGCUAACGCUAACAGCUAAACAGAAUACAGAAAUUAGUGGAAGCUAACGCUAACCGCUAAAUAGAAUACAAAAAUUGGUGGAAGCUAACCGCUAAACAGAAUACAAAUUUUGGUAGAAGCUAAUGCUAAACAGAAUACAAAAAACGGUGGAAGCUAACGCCAACCGCUAAAACAGAUUACAAAAAUCGAUAGGAGCUAACGCUAACCGCUAAACAGAAUACAGAAAUUGGUGGAAGCUAACGCUAACCGCUAAACAGAAUACAAAUUUUGGUAGAAGCUAAUGCAAAACAGAUUACAAAAUUAGGGCAAGCUAAUGCUAAACAGAAUACAAAAAUCAGUGGAAGCUAACGCUAAACCUCUAAACAAAUUAUAGAAUUAGUAGAAACUAGUUCCACUAAUAACGGAGUAAUGGAACUGUGCCCACCACUGAUCAUUGGUGAUAAAUGUCCAUAUAGCGCAUAUAUUUAAUGAAUAUUAUUCUKCGUCUUAAGCUAGUAACUCCACUGUGAUAAGUUUUGUAUCAACAUUUUACAUAGAUUUUUUAUUUUAUUGAUUCAAAUGAGAAAAUGUUUUUAUUUUUUGAAGAAAUGUGCUUUAUUCCUCCUGUUCAGUGCCAGAAACUUGUAGAAUCAAUGCAGAAGUUCAGUAAAGCUACUGUGAACUAAUUACAACAUUUGGUUAUUUUAUAAACUUAAUAUAAAAAUGUUUAUAAGGCCAACAACAUGCCUUUAAUUGUAAUACCGUGGGUUGCCACUAGGCAGAUUUAUUCUCGCUGUUUGUGUGGCUAAAAUGCCACGUUUUUCUUUGCACAAGAUCCUGGCWGAAUGUUUUUCUUGCACCACAUAUCAUUUGAAUGGUCAGAACUUUAUUGAACUGCUCUCGUUUCACUUCAWCUGCUCCUCUGAGGAGCCGCUGGCCGAGGCUGUUUGAGAAUACAGUCGUCUUUACAAACAACUGUUCCAGCAAAACUUCUAAAGGUAAACUUAAAAUUUACAGUCAAAGAACUCAUGGAAAGAGAUGGAGCAGAGUAGAGGUGUCCCUACCAGACUCAAAUACCUUUGUUUUAUAAAAACACCCCAAUACUUUGGACCAGUACCACUUUCAUGAUUGAUGAUGUCRUUUCCUUUUCAAUGUUGCAAGUUGCCGAGGGCAAAAAUAAAAAAAUAUCUUUAGUUUGGAGAUAUUUGAAUAAAAACCAAGGUAAUGUUUGGACAGCAGGCUGUUUGCUUUGUUCUUUAAAUACUAAAUGUGUUUCUAAAGUCAUGYAAUAUUAAAGCACUAGACAAGACAAAACUAAGACAAAAAGCUGCAUAAUUUUGUUCUCAGUGCAGCUUGAUCCGCCCAUUUUCUACACAAGGUCCGCGUCAAACUUGAGCAAAGUAUUGUGUGAUUGGUCAAAAGUUCUGGGGAGUGUUUUUAUUAAUGCAGUAUAUACGGAAAAGUGUUCGGACAGCAAUGGCACCAUCUUGCUUCAACUACUCUGCUUCCAGAAUUUGUCUCUUUUGCGUCCAAACAUGGAAAGUUUUGAGGAACAGUUGUCAGAAAGUACAUCCAUUUAUUAUUACUAUACUGUACUGUACUGUACUGUCCAUAUACUUAAGAGUCAAAUCAUCAAAACCUCAAGAAGCUGGCACAGACUUUGUGCAUGAAGGAGUCUUAAAGCCACUCAUUUGUCGUGGGACAGAAGAAAACAACAAAAACUGGUCAGGCUUUGUUUGGUCAAACUUACCCUCCUUCAGCAAAUUCCAACAUUCAUUAAAAAGUCAGUAAUAACCAGAUAUUUCCAUAAAACCAGUGACAGUUGUUAUAGGUUGASUUGCAAAGAGCAUUUAUCUGUUCAUACACACUGUUCCUGAGUUAAACUGUGAAAGCAGUAAAUGUACAAAUGUAGUUCUCCAUUCUUGUUUUUCUUUAUUAAACCACACUUAUACUGUGGUAACAUUCUGUUUAUUGUAGUAUAAGUCUGUAAAGGGUAUAUGACAACUAUGAACAUAAUGCAAAUGUAAUAAUUCUUAAAUCCUACAUUCUGGAUCCAAUAAAAUCCAUAAACACUU